Molecule: messenger RNA, 3240 nt
Organism: Danaus plexippus (monarch butterfly)
Lineage: Eukaryota; Metazoa; Arthropoda; Insecta; Lepidoptera; Nymphalidae
Exons: 5
Coding region: 216-755 (179 amino acids)
Source: RefSeq, a predicted model, not a curated record
CCGUCGAGACGGUCGCUUCUUAGCCCACUGCCGGCCGAUACACGAAAAAUUAUACGUAUAUAUAGAGAUUAUCGUGGAUCUAUAUACAUAAUACCUAUAUAAAACAACGAUAACUAAGGCAGUGAUAGCUAUUGGUUCUCUACUUUAAACUUUUCACAAUGAUAUUUUUAUUGUAAUAUCAUACCUGCGAGUGCAUCGCUUUGUUACGAUACAAAAUGACGCGCACAACUACAGCAAACUCAUCCGUCAUCGAGAGAUUCAGCGGCACUACGAGCACAACAACCAGCACAAACAAUGUCCUGACAGCACCGAAAUCAUCGAACGGCAACAAACGACCGGCCAUCAUCAUUUAUCCCACUGUAACCCCAGAGUCUAUUGUUGUGCCAAUAGUGUCCUGCAUUUUCGGCUUCCCACUUUUGGCUUUGACGGUUAUUUGCUGUUUGCGACGUAGAGCUAAAUUAGCCAGGGAGCGCGCACGUAGACGCAACUGCGAACUUGAUCGGGGAGAGCUUUCUGUUGUUCGCUUAUCACCAGUGAAGAACAGACCUCGCGCUGUUAGCUUGGUGAGGUCACCGCGACCUCCUCCCGCCUUGGAGCUAGAUACAGUAUUGGAAGAACGCUCUGACCCUGAACAAACGACGCUGUCACAGGUAGACAUAACUCCCGACCGUGAAGUUGGUACGAUUCUAUUCAGCGCAAUAGGUGCUGUUGGUAGCGCGGCGGUGUCUGCGGCGGCUUGUGCUAGGGACAGCUAGCGUCGGGGUUCCGCGCAGCUCGGAGCUCGUUCACCGCUCUGGGCCGCGCUGACCAGUCAACCCAUUGAUGAUGAAGAAGACGCUGUCGAUUUGGACAGCUAGCAGUUAGAAGAUCACUCCAUCACUGACAUUGGUGAACGUAUGAAGUUCUUUCUUGACAUUCCACUUAGAUUUUAGUGAUCAUGUGAAGUGGUAGUGAAGUGUCGAUUUAUGGAAACUAUUUUCUAGAUCCGACGGUUUAUAUAGAAUUUAAUAUUAAUAUUUUCUGUAGUAGUCUGUAAGAAAAUUAAUGAGAUCGUGAAAAUACAAUUCGCCGAGGGCGUCUCGGUUAUUAAAUUGAGCCCUUAAAAGGGCUUACAUAAAUUACGAAAAAAGUUUUUGAUCUUCAAUGAAAAAUAUUUAUUGAAAAAAUAUGUUGAACUAUAUUGUAUAUUACUGAAAUAAAUCUCCCUAUUUGUUUGAUACUGCGAAUCAAUUCUUUUUGUUAAUGAUACAUAAAAUGUCUUCAAAUUAUUUGUUGUUACUACCUCAUUUGUAUUUAUUUUCAAUGUUCCAAAUAUUAUUAUUUUAUUAUCAAUAUAAUAUUUGUAUUGAAAAAUAUAUAAAAACGUAUCAAAGUCUAGUUUCAUAUAAGAACUAUAACAUAAGCUGGCUACGUUAGAUUAAGCAAGUAAAGUUAAAACAAAGUUUCCGUGAUUGGUGACUACACUCGCCAUUUCUGUUUAAACUUUAACAUUAGUUAAUUAUCCUUAUUUCAUUGAAUUCUGCACUCGCAGUUUUAUUAAAGUUCCAAAUUUAAAGUUUGAGUCCUCAUUCUAUUGUCGAUUAUAUAGAAACUAUUUUAUACUUACUUAAUAUAAGCUUCUGUUCGACGUAUGUACAUAUAUCAGAACUAGAUUCAUGUGAAAUUAAUCUUACAGGUGUAUAUACAAUCAAUGUUUUGUACGUAUCUAUUAAUCUACGUCUAUUUAUGUAGGAACGGUGAAGAUUUGAUUCUCUUAUAAUAUUUCAUGCAAGGAGAUGCACACGGUGGACCGAAAAAAGUUUUUGUCAUGUUGGAAUCAUUCAACAUAUAAAUUAUCAUAAGUUAGUAUUUAUGGUCAAUAUUGACUGAACAUAUAUACGAGUAUGUUUAACAGUAGCUGUCAACAAUUAUAAUUGCAACACAAUAGAUCAUGAUUAUCACAGAUAAAUAGGUAAAUGCACAAAAAUUUAGAAUAUGCUUUUAAAAGUGAGCUAAAAUUAGACGAAUUAUUAAAUAAGUAGGAGAAUAUAAUACUUUCUUAGUUUAUAUAUACUGUAAAUAAUAUAUAAUCCACAUCAAUAAACUACCUUGAAUAUUGUGAGAAAAUUAAGCAGUUAUUAAACGAUAAAUUUAAAUAAAAACGUUACUUUCUUUUUAUACUAUAAUAAAAACAAUAAUUUAGCAAGCUUUAAAUAAUAUUAACUAAGUUAACUACAAAAUUUGGAUUAGUCUAUCAUUUGACAAGAUUGAAUUUCGUGUCCAAUAGCUAGUUUAAAUAUUGACAUUGAUCAAACUGUAUUGAUUUUCUCUUGAAAUGAAUGAAUCGACAUUAUAUGCGAAAAGUAAGCCUAACAUGGUAAUGUACAAUCUGAAUGUAAAUGAUUUAGUUCAUCCUUAUUUUUCGCAAAAUUUAUUUAUAUUUAAUCUUUAUAACUAUCACAUUAGUUCGCUAUUCAAAUUUAUUUUUUAUAAUUAAAUAAAAAGUUAAAACGCUUAAGUAAAUACAUGCAUAUCAUUUUUCUGGCAGAAAAACUUAAUGUCACCUAAGUAUGUCCAAGACGAGUAAAUGAUGAUGACAUUUUUUAAUAAAUUUUAUAACAAUUAUCAUUUUAAUUGCAUUUGUAAUAUCAUAAUUAAUAAUUAAUCGGUUAUAUACUAAAUAGAAUAGCAUAAAUAUUAUUAUUUAUUUUAUAUUUGUAUAAAACAUAACACUAUACAAACGUCGCAGUGAAUCGUUACAGGGCCAAGAUAAUUGGCUAAAGAUCUAAAGAUCUUGCUUAUUUAAUGUAAAUAUUUUGCUUGCAAGUUUUUAUGUACGAGGAUAUAUAUUCUUUAUUCAAAUAAAUUGUUUUGUAAAUCCUGUUAUAUUAUGGUAAUAAAGUAGUUUUUUUCACAUGGAUAUGUGUAUAUAUAAUAUAGGUAGUGUUUGCUUGAUUUUAUGCAAAAGGUUAGUUUCUGUACGAAAGUGGAUGGAUUACGGUUGAAAGUGUACGUUACCCUUUUUAAAUCCAUUACUGUAUAAACAUUUGAGAUAAAAACCAUCAUAAUCCGUACUUAACUACCCUUUUAUUAGGAAUAUGUGUUAUUUACAACUUUUCUUGUCAAAGUUAUUCAAAGAUAACAAUAUUGUUUAAUAACGUAACGUAACAGAAGCUUUACACAAAACACAUGAAAUAAAACCCAUUUGUAUUCAUUCAGUUAUUAUGCGCGAUGAUGUUGUUUAAUUGUUAGUGUGUACUU